Ctenocephalides felis (cat flea) is the source of this 8877-nucleotide messenger RNA. RefSeq names its product unconventional myosin-XV (gene Myo10A). The transcript is spliced from 25 exons. Gene Ontology annotation, molecular function: cytoskeletal motor activity; protein binding; ATP binding. Gene Ontology annotation, cellular component: myosin complex; cytoskeleton. Lineage: Eukaryota; Metazoa; Arthropoda; Insecta; Siphonaptera; Pulicidae. The record is from RefSeq and is a predicted model, not a curated record. Bases 196 to 8877 code for a protein of 2893 amino acids.
UUUAGUGCGUAGUGUGUAUUAUGUGUGUUGAUUGUUGAAAACGAAAUUGGAAAUUUUUCAAACAAUUAAAAAGAUUGUUUUUAAGUGAUUUGUGUAAAUUAUAUACCUGCUUGUCAUUUGGAUCUUAAACCAACAAAAAAGAUGGCGUCCAUAGCGAUGACCGUAUGGUAACGAAUAAAAUAGUUGGCAGUCACAAUGGAGUGGUCGGAAGGCGAUUUGGUGUGGUUUGACCCAGGGCUUGGACACCCUUUGCCCGGGGAAAUAUUAGAAGCCCACCGCGCUGCUCAAGUCCUUAUAGUGCAAGCUCUCAUCAAUGGCAAGGCGCAGACUUUUACAUUAUCAGCGGGCGAAGGUGAUCUGCGCCCGCGUCAAGACCUCGGCCAACAAGGCGUGGAGGAUAUGACUCAAUUGCAAGAUCUUCAUGAAGCAUCGUUAUUAUGGAAUUUAAGGUUACGUUAUGACAGAAAUCUAAUUUACACUUAUGCUGGGGGUGUUCUGAUAGCCGUAAACCCUUAUAAAAUGCUGCCUUCUGCUUAUGGACUGGAAACCGCAAGGCAAUACGCUAGUCGUCCGCUGGGAGCGCUUCCUCCUCACUUAUUCGCAAUCAGCGCAGCAGCACAUUCGGCCUUACCGUCGCCUCAAGUCGUGGUGGUUUCUGGUGAAAGCGGUUCCGGAAAAACAGAGUCUACCAAACUAGUCGUACAAUAUUUAGCUGCAGUCGCACCAGCUGGCGGCGCAGGGUUAGUCACUGAACAAAUUCUAGAAGCAACACCUUUACUCGAAGCGUUCGGUAAUGCAAGGACCACGCACAAUGAUAAUAGUUCCCGCUUUGGAAAAUAUUUGGAAGUGUUUUUCAAAAAUGGUGCUAUCAUGGGAGCGAAAAUUACGCAGUAUCUUUUGGAAAAAUCGAGAAUUGUAACACAAGCAUCCAAUGAAAGAAAUUAUCACAUUUUCUAUGAACUGCUUGGAGGUUUAUCGGAACAAGAGCGUAAACAAUAUGGCUUGUUAGAAGCGGAUAAAUACUUCUAUUUAAAUCAAGGAGGCAGUGAUUGUGCUGCCGGCCAAACUAGUUCAGAUUGGACGGGAUUAAGAGGUGCCAUGCAAGUUUUAGGUGUAUCAGAAGAAGAACAACAAGGAAUUGUGCGUGUAUUAGCGUCAGUUUUACAUUUAGGUAAUGUUUAUUUUCAUAGAAGACAAUUGCGCCAUGGACAAGAAGGUGUCGAGUUAGGCUCAGAUGCUGAGAUUAAAUGGGCGGCGCAUCUAUUGCAAAUCUCUCCAGAUGCCCUGCAGCGGGCGCUAACAACAAGAGUUACAGAAACAAGAACAGAAAGGAUGCAUACUCCCCUUGGAAUAGACCAAGCGCUCGAUGCCAGAGAUGCAUUUGCCAAAGCGCUCUACAGCGGGUUAUUCAAUUGGUUGGUUUCUCGUGUCAAUUCUAUCAUUCACCGCGGCGGUAUGCACGACGCUCAUAGAAUUUCUAUAUUGGAUAUAUUUGGAUUUGAAGAUAUUCAAGAAAAUUCAUUUGAACAACUAUGCAUCAACUACGCUAAUGAAAGUCUGCAAUUAUAUUUUAACAGACACGUAUUUAAACUGGAACAACAAGAAUAUGCUAAAGAACGUCUGGAAUGGACUUCUCUUACAUGGGAAGAUAAUCUCCCAGUUAUACAACUUUUAAGUAAAAAGCCUGUUGGAGUGCUUCAUCUUUUGGACGACGAAUCAAAUUUCCCACGAGCAAGUGAUAGAAGCUUUCUGGAAAAGUGUCACUACAAUCACGCAUUGAAUGAACUGUACGCUAGACCAAGAGUCGGGGCACAAGAAUUUGGUAUUAGUCAUUAUGCCGGACAGGUGUGGUACAACGCAGAAGGAUUUUUGGAGAAGAAUCGCGAUGCCCUGCGUCCAGAAAUUUUGGACUUGUUAUCAUCAAGCAACCAGACUCUGGUCAGUGACUUGACGCGACGCCUUCGCGCUCAGCGAGACGCUGGCCGGUUAUCGGCGCAACAACAACAAUCGAGAGGCAGCGACGGCCGAUUUGUCACUAUGAAACCCAGAACACCUACGGUGGCGGCGAGGUUUUGCGAUUCGCUGCACCAGCUGCUUUCAUCUAUGUCCAAAAGCAAUCCUUGGUUUGUGCGCUGUAUAAAGCCAAAUGCAGAUAAGCAACCCCUAAGAAUGGACAUGCCGUGCGUGCUUCGGCAACUACGCUGCUUAGGUCUGCUGGACACCGUGCGCAUUCGCCGGCAAGGAUACCCGGCUCGUUUGCGAUUCCAGGAGUUCGUCGAACGCUAUCGCGGUUGCUUGACGGCAGGAGCCGGUUUAAAUCAAUUAGAAACUCCGCCGCCCGCAGCUCCUAGAGGUACUCCGCUUCGGGAGGUGUGUAGGACAUUAUUGGACAGUCUCCCACCGACAGGAGCAGAAGGACCAGAUUAUCAAUUGGGGGCAACCCGCGUGUUUCUUCGCGAGGGUCUUCAUAGGCAAUUAGAGGCCGCCCGUUCGGAGCGCAGACACUUAGCAGCUGUGAGGCUUCAAUCGCGAAUGCGUGGCUUCCUCGCCCGCAGAAAAUGGAAGUCGAAACGCGCUGCUGCAGUCCUCAUUCAGAAGAAUUGGCGCGGGCAUAGGCAACGCAAAAACUACCAGGCUACCAAACGCGCAGCAAUCAAAGCGCAGGCGCUUUACCGUGGCAAACUUCAACGCCGAAGAUAUUCAAUGAUCAAAACUCAGAUGAAGCGCAGGGCUGAGGCAGAAAAAGCAGCAAGGGAAAGAAUGGCACAGCGCAUAGCACGUGAGCAAGCCGAAAGGUCUCCGGCCUUGCAACUAGAUAUUCCAGCAGAGCUAGCGUUCAUUUUCAGUAAAUUGGACGCUUGGCAACCGCCCCACACCGAAAGAAAUUUGGUUAAGGUUUUAGGAAGUGUAGUAGGUCCACCGCCUGUACAAGCUCCUUCAUUAUCCGAUUUAGGACAAUACACAUUUGGCAAAUUUAGCUCGGUUUACUGUAAUAGUAUUGAAAUGGGAGUGCGAAGAGAACCAAUAGUAGUGCCAUUUUUAUCACGUGCAGCAGCUAGAGAUCGUGAUUUUCAAGAUGCUUUAGCUGUUUUCAAAUUACUAUUAAGAUGGACUUGUGAUCCUUCACUAAAUGGUGCUAAAGAAAAAGCACUAGCUGAUUAUGUAGUAUAUAAAGGACUGAUGUCUAGAGGUCUGCGCGAUGAAAUAUUAGUUCAACUCUGUAACCAAACUUGGCACAAUGAUAAUUCAGAAAGAGUGUGGCAACUUAUGUCCCACUGUUUAUCAUCAUUCCAUCCAGGAUUAACAUUAAAUAAGUACCUGCUGAAAUACGUGUCCGACCACGCGCCAGCCGGUAGUCGAGAGCUGCUCCUGCGCAAACUGUUGCGUCCUUCAGCCGGACCGCCGGUGCCACCAGCCAGGCUACUUCCACCCAGCCAGCUGGAAUGGUUUGCCACGCAGAGGAAAUGCGACACUGCGCUCACAGUAACACUACCAGAUGGAAGUGCCACGACCGUGGCUGUUGAUUCGUGGACAACCUGCGAAGAGGCUGCAGCAUUAGCAGUAUCGCCCUUGGGUAUAGCACCGAGAGGUUGGACGAUCGCUUUAGAUGAUGCCGGAUUAGUGACGGAUUGUUGUGGUCUGGACUACGUAUUAGAUCCUAUAGCCGAAAGAGAAAUGUGCCCGGCGUUCCCGUCACAACGUGGCGAAGCACUGCGGUGUGGAGCUCGAGACGAAAGAAGUGCUGCACUAAUGCAAAACUCAGAACCGCAAAGUCCACGGAGACCACAGGUUCCUCCCCCGGAGCCACCGCCAGUAAAGACAAGAACAAAAGAAACAAUUCCACAACCUGUGACGCCAUCACAAAAUAGAGCACCAGUUGAACCGCCUCCUAGAACUGGCUACAAUAUUCAACAAGAAUCUCCAUCAAAUCAGCAAUUAUUAGCUGCCUCACGCAAAACAUCUCACGAAAUGCUUUCUCGCAGUUCUGCAUUAAAUGAACGGUAUUUCGAAAUUGAAAAAUCUCGGUCCAGAUCAUUGGAUGAUCUACUGGCUGGUGGCGAAGUAGUAACACCUAAACCUGAGCCCCCUUUGGCAGGAUUAGGUUUAUCACAAAGUCGUCUAAAUGAACGAUACCAUUCUGCAGAGCGUUUAGAACAAGCUCCAAAACCAGGAGAUGGCCCCCGAUAUGUUAAAUCACAAUAUACUGGUAAACGUGCUAUUCCUGGAUCACAUUCUAGUAAAGCGUACAUUGAACGUUCAGAAUUAGGUACUCAUCCAGGAAGUGGGGCUGCCAGAUCAUCCGCAAUGUCGGACACGAGUGAAGCACCAUCGUUAGCUAGCCACGUCCGAAGAGUACGUGUACCCAGUCAAGCCUCAGACGUAGAUCAAUUUUUGGACGAACUGUUUAGUCCUGUACUAGAUGGAUCAUUAGAUGAACUAUCAGAUGCUAGAUCACUAGCCGCUAGCAUUCGUGGUGGUGGCGACGGUGAAUUUUCAGAAGCACCGAUAGGAAUUAGCAAUACAUUGUCCGAUCUUGGUGAUGCUAAAUCUCUUAUAAUGAGAUUAAAAGGUGGCGGCCAACGAACCGGACCACCUAGUUCUGCUUCAUCAACACUUGAUCAAGAAGUAGCUGCUCUCACAGCUCCAACUGAUAACGCUCUAGAUGAAUACAUAACCGAUCUAUUCCAGCCCAUUUUUGUGAAUGAUAGUAUACGUAGGUUGACAGAAAAAACUGAGCUCGUAAAUGCUAUUAAAGGAGGAGGUACUGCUCAUUCAACUGGUGCUAGUUCAUCUAAUUUUGUAUUGAGUCCACCUCCAAUGAUGAUGAUGGGAGGAGCGGAACCGUUUAUGCCUUUAUAUAAUAUGCAAAAUAUGUCGGUACCACAAAAUGGAGAUUUAGCUGCGUACCAGCAACAAAUGCAACGCGCGUUUUUGCAAAGUGCAAUGGCACAAAACAUACAAAUACAGCAACAACUUCUUGCGCAAAAUCAAGCAUUACAAACUCUGCUGAGUCAACAAGACCCAUCUGUCACCCCAGUUGAAAAUUCAAGAUCAUCGCAUCAAUCUCCUAAGAGACCCAGUUUUAAGAAACGUAACAGCCCGGCUGCAUUCACGUCUGUUAUGUCAGAAUUGAGGUCAAGAAGAACAUCUUCAGAAAGUGGAUCCUCUUUGAUGCCACCACCUCCACCUCCACCAAUGCCUCCGCCAUUAGAAUCACAAGAUCCGUCAGAAGCAAGACCAUUCCUAGAUCCAUAUGGUAGAGCAAAAACAGUUCGCAUAGGUAAAUGGCGAUGGCCCCCGCCUCAAGGUGGAGCUCCUGCAGAAAACGGAGGUGAAGAUUUUAUUCAAUUUAAAAUGCGUCAGCAACAACGCAAAACUACGCCACAAAGUCAGCAAUCUGGAAAUGCUGAUUGGGAGGAUGAAAUUGAUUCAAAAUCAGUUUCUCCAGCAGCCCAAGAAAUACAGUCAUCAGCGGCAGUUAGAAGUAGCACAAGACGUAGUUUUGAAAUAGGUGCUCAAAGGCCUCCCCCAGGAAGUGUUGGUAAAUUGAAACUAAGUUCAGAAAUGCGACAAAGAUUGGAGCAAGUAACGGCAGGCCAUUCUAUACGUUCAGCGGCAAGCACUCGCUCGGAACGACCAGCUCGAGCACCGGCUAAAUUGGAGGAUGCCAGAAGGAUGAUGCUUGAGCAGCAAUUAGGUGGCACAUUAAAUGGCAAUGGUCAUAUGCAUGCAGAGCCGGAUACUUUACCAAGUGUUCGCACGCAAGUCCAGCGUAUGGAGCAUUCUUUGCCACCUGCUCCACCAGGACCGGCUCCGCCUGCACCUGCCAGACCUCCAAGCAGUGUACCUCCUGUGCCACCACCUCCUGCUCCGAUUGAACCUCAGUCAUAUAUGCAAAAGCGACAAGAGCGUGAUACAUUCGGCGUUCACCAAAAUCGUGAGUAUAAUUAUAACUGGGAGGUAGCGGAAAAUGAAAGAAAUGGAUGGAAUGGUCAACAGAAUGGCUUCCGAGAAUAUGAAAAACAAGAUCGUAAUAAUCAUAGAGAUUACGAUAAUGGACAUAGAGAUUUUGAAUCUUAUACAAUAUCUGAUCAACAUGAUGGUUCGUCUAAUGAUUUAGCGCCUGUGGAAGUACGGAAAACGCCGCCACACAAAAGACUGGUGCCACAGCCAAAACCAACAGAACGCGCUACAUAUAGAACUCACAUGGUUCAAAAAGCCGCUCAAGAGAGAGAUCGCAGAAGCAGUACAUCCACACACUUUACAGAAAAACAAGAUGGUGCUGAAGGCGAAGAAUGGCCAUCAUUCUUAGCACCUGUUUUGCCCGCUCCUUCGUCUGCGCCAUCAAUAGCAAACCCUGAUCACGUGCCAAACUCAAAUUCCACACAAUCACCUCAGCAACCGGCUCCUUCAUCCGCUUGCAUCACCUAUCACAGAGUGCCAUGGCGUUUAAGAGUGCGCAAAGAAGUUUUUAGUCCCGGAGAAAGUCUCGGAACUCCAGCAGCAUUAGAUUUACUUUUCCAGCAAGUCGCAAUGGAUGUUUUAGGCACAGUAGCAAGUCUUCGUAUAGCUCCAAAUGAAAGACGUGCAGCAGCUACUUUCCUAGCAGGACACCGCAUUACUGCCGAUGCACUAAAUGCUUCGCAACAUCGUGCCGUAGUCAAAAAACAUUUAGUGGAAAUGGCGAGAGGGUGGCCCUUAUAUUUCGCGAGGUUAUUCCACGUCAGCGGAACGCCACAGCUUCCGGAUGUAAAUCUCCUUGCUGUUUCUCACUCCGGUGUCUAUCUUGUCCGACGCGAACACGCUGGUUCGCAACAACAAUUAACUGUUAUUCGAGCUGUACCAUUCAGCGAACUUUCAGCAGCUACUGCUCCCGCACAUCCUCCUGCUACAUUGCAAUUAGCUCUUCGAGGUGGCGCUAGGGUAACUAUGCAUGCACUGAGAGCCUCACCUGCGCAGCAGAUGAUAGCAGCUUUUUGCGCUGAGUAUCGCAAGAUUCAAGGAAUAAACAGUGCUCACCGAGCGGCUCCGGCAGUCGAACAACGCACCUCAAGUGUAGCAACAAAUCGUGCUUCCGAGCACGGAUUGCAAACACACAGCCAGGGGCACGCAGUACAACAUGGUCAUUCGAUAACACAACAGCAAGCAUCACAUCAACAACACUCCUCUCAAAUUCGAAAUGCUGCUUUGGAGUCGGCACAUCAUCAAACUAACAACCACGUUCAAGAGAACGGCAGCAGAGCUCUAUCGCCCCAGCCUAGGAAUGGACACAGGGUCGAAGGGUCAAGUCCGCAUGGACAGUCUCCGCAUAAAUACCCUCUGAUGCAAUUCGCAGCGAGACACUUCAGACAUCCACCAGAAUCACCGCAAGAAAAAGGUGAUGCGCAGGCUCAACAAGGAUGGUGGCAACAGAGUGAGUUAGUACGUUGGCAAGGAAGACCAUUAGAUGGACCUUUACUGAGAUUGCCCCCUGAUUUGGCAGCAUUGGCUAUGGAAUGUUUCGAUUGUAUAUUGCGAUACUGCGGUGAUCUACCGCCUGAUCCCGAUGUCACAGAAGUCAAAUGCGUAUACACCAUACUCAUGCACUGUCACAAACAUGCCGGCUUGCGAGACGAAGUAUACUGUCAACUUAUGAAGCAGACUACCGCCAACAGAAGCCCUGCUGCAGACAGCGGUCAACGUGCAUGGCGAUUGCUCAGUGUUCUCACAGCUUACUUCGGUUGUUCAGAUGCGCUGCGCUCAUUUUUAUUAGAACAUCUUGGAACUGCUGCAGGAGAUCGCAGAAAACCUUGUCACGGUACUGCAGCAGUUUGUUUGGCAAAUCUGCGCAAGACAGCCAGGUGCGGCGGUAGGAAAAAUGUACCCAGCGUUGAAGAGGUAACAGCAGUAUCGGCCGGUCGCUCUGCAAGACGUCAAAUUUAUAGAUUACCCGGAGGUGCUGAGAGGGUAGUCAACACCCGCUGUUCUACUGUAGUUGCAGACGUUGUAUCAGAAUUAUGCUCUUUGCUAGGAGUAGAAGGAGCUUCUGAACAGAGUGAAUUUUCCUUAUAUUGCAUAGUUCAAGGAGAUGCAUUCACGAUGCCUCUAGCAGCGGAUGAGUAUAUUCUAGACGUGACCACUGAACUUUUGAAGAGUGGACAGCCUUUUUAUUUGAUCUUCUGCAGAUCUGUAUGGCACCAUCCGCUGCGCGCUGAUCCUGGUGCUUUAUACACAGAAGUAUUGUUCAAUCAGGUUGCGCCUGAUUAUUUAGAAGGUUUGCUCUUGGAAUUGCCAGCUGGCGGUGCCCCUGCACCCGAAAUCGUGAGAGACAUUGCUCGUGUUGCAGCACUUCUUCACAGAGCAGCUGAUUUACAUCAUGUGCCAACAAUGAAAGAGAUCAAAUUCCUUCUUCCGAAAUCUGCGCUUGGUCUUCGAGAACUUCGUCCGCCGCAAUGGGUGUCUCUCGUCCAAGCCGCUUGGACCGCAGCUGCACCUUUAGCCCCGUACCAGGUUAAAGCACAAGUUCUGCAUGUUUUAUCAACGUGGCCCCUAUUCGGCAGCAGUUUCUUCGCUGUUAAACGAGCUUGGUCGCCUGAUGGUCUACCAACGCCAGGAGAUGAUAUGCAAGAACCAUGGCGAGAGUUGAUAUUAGCUUUGAAUCGAAGAGGAGUACUUUUCUUAGAGCCAAACACUCACGAAACGUUACAACAUUGGCCUUUCUCUGAUGUCAUUUCUACCAGAAAAGUACGAUCAGAAGACGGUGCAUUAUUCCUGGACAUGAAAUGCGGCAGCUUGCUUCAGCAGCACGUGACCAGAUUGCAGACGGAGCAAGCGCACGAAAUAUCACGGUUAGUUCGCCAAUACAUUACAUUAGCCCAAGGCAAAAAUUCAUCGUAA